Vespa mandarinia (Asian giant hornet) is the source of this 2773-nucleotide messenger RNA. RefSeq names its product ATP-binding cassette sub-family G member 5. NCBI's taxonomy places the organism in Eukaryota, Metazoa, Arthropoda, Insecta, Hymenoptera, Vespidae. Gene Ontology annotation, cellular component: plasma membrane; ATP-binding cassette (ABC) transporter complex. Gene Ontology annotation, molecular function: ATP hydrolysis activity; ABC-type transporter activity; ATP binding. The record is from RefSeq and is a predicted model, not a curated record. Gene Ontology annotation, biological process: transmembrane transport.
UCGAGGGAUCAUCGAGCGAUAUUUAAUAUUUCCACCUCUCAUUCCGAAUUCCAUCGUUGUUACGUGCGCGCACUUUCCGUCUUUCUUUUUUGUCUUUCUCUUAUUUUCUCCUUCUCUUCUUCUUCUCCAGUCUGGAUCAUCGAGGAAUAAAUUCAUCUGCGGUCGGAUGAGUCCAAUGUAUCGUUGAAUGGCUCGGUUCAUCAUCGAUUUUUACGCGAGAAUACGAGAAGAAUAGGAGAAUACCCAUGCGCGUGUCAAUGGACACAGGAAUGGGUGUUCACGGGCGCGAUUAAACCGUCUGAUUAUUUGUGUUACCCCGGAAACGCGGAUUGUAGAGUAUAGUCACCGUUUUUCUAAAACUCACGUGAGUGUUCAAGCGCGAUUAAAGGUCUUACCGUGGACUCCGUUUUUUAUUGUUCGAAAUUAGGAAAGCACGAAUGGUCGUGCUUAAUAUUCCGUUGUCUGAAGCUAACCGUAGAGCUAUCCGUCAGCGAGGUCUCACAAUUUUCCUGUUAGUUAAGAAGUCUGAAGCUCUCGAAACGGAAAGACAUUGUGGAACGGCAUUGCGGUACGAUGAUGCGUCCUUACCAUCAGUCUCUCCCACCACCAACACGUACCAAGAGAAGACAUUCACCUCAAGAAGCCAACUCCCGGAGAGGUAUCCUUUUUGAUUGCUUCGACGUGUUCUCUUUCAAAUUACUAAUAUUUUUGCUAUGAUCGUAUUUGUUAUUAGAGAUUUAUGUUAUUAUUUUAAGAGAUAAUUCGAAAUAUUUUCUAUAUACAUAAAAUACUUUUUUUGGAUUUACCCAUAUACGAUAAAGGAACUACUUUAAAUGAUUCUGAGAUGAUUUCAAUAACGAUAUCUUAUAAUAUAAAUUAAUUGAACACCUUCACAAUGACACCAUCUGACUGUAUUUUGGAUAUUUCGAACGUUUUUCAUUCAACCACUGUAAUAAUUGAAAAAAGUUGUUUAAGCAAAUCUGAGCCUACAUCAGUUUUAAGAGAUGUAUCUGCACGAGUUCAUGGUGGCGAAGUUUUAGCUAUAUUAGGUUCAAAAGGUUCUGGAAAAAGAGCUCUUUUGGAUGUGAUAGCUGGAAGAGCAGAAGGAGAAGUACGAGGCAGAAUAACAUUGAAUGGUAAUUUAUUAACACCUGAAUUAUUUAGAAGACACGGUGGAUAUGUAGCCCAUAGAUGUCAUUUAUUACCAAGUUUAACAGUUCGUCAGACACUUACCUAUGCUAUGUGGUUAGCAAAUUUAAAUAAUCGGGAAGCUAGAGUUAGACAAGCAUUAGCUGAUUUAGCAUUAUCUCAAGUUGCCAAUAGAUGUGUGAAUGAUCUUACAAGACCAGAGUAUCGGCGACUCAUGUUAGGUGUACAACUUGCUAAAGAUCCAAUGCUACUUCUCCUAGAUGAACCAACUUGGGAUACUGACCCAUUAAAUACAUAUUUAAUUGUAUCAAUGCUAUGGUCUUAUGCAACCAGAAGGGGAUCUAUUGUUGUUUUGACUAUGGAAACACCUAGAUCGGAUGUAUUGCCCUUUGUCAGUCGUGUGACUUUAUUAUGUUUAGGUGCUGUGGUUUAUUCUGGACCAACAAGAAGCAUGUUAGACUAUUUUACUUAUAUUGGAUUUCCAUGUCCAGAAUUAGAAAAUCCGUUAAUGUAUUAUUUAUGUCUUUCAACGGUAGAUCGACGUUCUAGAGAUCGUUUUUUAGAGUCUGAUCAGCAAAUCUCUGUGUUAGUUGAAAAAUUUAAAGUCGAAGGUCUUUUAUAUAUGAAAGAAGCACCACAAAUAUCACCUAAUUUAAAAGACACACCACUUGGAAUUAUGCAUAAAGGUUUGGGCCGAGGAAUUAAGCCAGGAUGUUUUUCCACACUUUUAGCUCUUUAUUUAAGAAGUAUGGCAGCUACAUUCUCUUUUAAUAAAUGUGGUUUAGGGCACUUCUUCGCACGUUUUUUAUUACUGCCAUUCAGUGUGGCUCUAAUGAGUAUAUUAUAUUCUCACUCAACUCCUGUACAAUCUAGAAUAUUUUUACAAACAGGAGGCUUGGUUUUUAAUGUAUUGAUGCUGUUUUAUGUAACUGGAAUAGCGACAACAUCAUUACUUUUUCCAGGUUUUCGUGCUAGAUAUUAUCAAGAAAAGAGAGAAGGCCUUUAUGGUGGAGCCAUGUUUUUGACUGCAUACACAUUAUUAAGUUUACCUUUAAGUUUCAUCUCGACUUUAAUCACAAUUAGUAUCUUAAUACCUAUCUUGGAAUUAGAUCUUUCAGCAUGGGCACAUACUUCUGGCAUUCUUUGGUCUAGCUAUAUUGCAGCUGAACAAAUAACUGUGGCUUUAUUAAUGAUACUUGAGAAUUCUUUAACUGGUGCAAUAACAGUAUUAUAUGUUGCACUAUUGUCUCUUGGUAUUGGAUCUGGAGCAAUCCGAAGUCUCAGAAAUUUACCACAUUGGUUAGCAACAAUUUCUAGUGCUCUACCUGCAAGAUAUGCCUCAUUGGCAUUAAAUCAAUUAGCUAUGGAUAUGCCAAUAUUUUCGAAUUUACCAUAUAAUGAAACUGUGACUUGUCCAGGUAUACCUGAAUUAUGUAGGUAUGCAGAUGGACGUACUUAUUUGAUAGAACGUUUUACACGCGAAGGUGAAAAUAUAUCUGAAGUAUUAAAUGUAGAAUUAAAUUUGUUAAUAUGUUUAGUAUUUGCUGUUGGAUUAAUUAUUCUAAAUAGCAUUCUAUAUUUAUUACCAUUACCUGCCAGAGUUAAAGCCAAAUUCAGGGAAUAA